CGCUCUACUUUGUUUGGUCAUCUCAUUAGAAACUAAAAAUAAAAAAAGGGGUCUCUUUGCCUUUCGAGCCUUCACAAAUUUUUCGAAUUCGCUUUGCCGCCACUACAGUUUUUUCUCUUAGCGGCCUCCGGAAUUUUCAUCUGCUGCUCUCACUUCACUUCUUCCUCUUCGAUUUUCCUUUCAUAAUCGGUUGUAGAGGAUGGAUAGUGACGAUGAUCUCCAGUUACUCUCUUCUCCCGGGCUCGAUUCCCCUCUUGUUUCUGGGAGGAAGCUGAAGCGGUUGAAGAAAGCAAGUGGUUUCUCCCAGGAUUUACGGAACAUCGAUGAAAGAUUUUCGAGUGGAUUGUUAGGGGAAUUUUCGAGGAUCGAUGAUCGGCUUGAUGAUGGCCUUAAGAUUCGUGAAUUGAGUGCGGUGGAACCUGAAGCGGAAGAUUCCGAUAAAUUGAACGGCCAAGAUCUGGAUGAGUUCGACGAGGUUCAACAAUCGGGAUCUGGAUCGAGGGAUUUGGAUGAUGGUGGGAAUUUGGGAGUUAGUCUUGGCCUGGAUGGUGAGGAAAAUGAUUCUCGAGUGGAGAAGGGCUUGGAAUUUGAUGCUGUGGCUGGAACUGAUGAAAAAGCUGAAGAUCAAAGUCUGGGGAUGGGAGCGGAAAGUGGCGAUGCGUUGGUAGAUGAGCUGGAGAAGAAACGGCCAAGUUUGGUCGCAUUUGAGGAUGAGAGAGAAGCGAAGAGGAGGAAAUCGAAGAACAAAAGACUCAAGAGCAGUGGAGAGCCUGGAGAUUUCAACGAGACUGCGCUCUCCAAAAGAACUCUUGAGAAGGAGAGAAGAGAAUACGUUCAGCAACUCCGCGCUGAGUCUCAGAGACUUUUGCGAGAUACUAGAGGAGCAGCAUUCAAGCCCAUGCCACUUGUUCAGAAGCCGAUAUCUUCAGUUUUGGAGAAGAUCCGACGAAGGAAGCUUGAGCUCUCUAGGAAAUCUAUCAAUAUUGGGAAUACCAUUUUGGACUGCGACGACGAAGAUGAUGACAAUUAUCAGUUCACGGAGGUUGUAAUCAAGCAUAGGUUGUCUGUAGAAGGGAGGGCAGAUUCUGUAGAAAAAGAAUGUGAGAAUAUGGAUCAGCAUCCCGCUGAUGAGGAUAAUCAAAGAGAUUCAAUGUGUAUAGACGAACGAAGUAAUGGGAUAAACAUGCCUCCAGAGAAGGAAAGGGCUACCGAUGAGGUCACAGAAACAUUUCGGGCUCCUGUUAAUGACACUCAGGAACUCUUUUCUGAUUCCCAAACAAACAAUGGAGAUAAUGUAUCAAACGAGAUGUCCAAAAAUCUCCUGCAAGAAAAUUUUAUGCCAUCUGUAUUGGCAACGAAUUUAAUUCUUGAAUCUGCUCCUCUUGAUGAUGUGAUGAACGAGACAUCCAGCAGUCAUCUGCAAGAAAAUUUCACACCAUCCGUAUUGGCAAUGAAUUUAAGGCUCGAUUCUGCAGCCCUUGAUGAAGACUCUGAUGAAGAGGAUAAUGACAAGGAGAAUGUUAAUCCACAUCCACAUGGUUUGUCAGACUUGCCUUCAUCAGCAAGCGGGGAUCCUGUUAAAGCUUUUGUUGAUGAUGAAGCUGAGGAAGAAGAUGACAGUGACCAUGAUAUGCGUUUCCAAGAUGAUGAGGAAGAUGAGGACACUGAUUUAGAAGAGCUUCAAGAUAUGAUAGCAACUGCAUAUGAAGAAAAUCCAUUAGACAAUGAAAAACGUAAUGAACUCCAUCAGAAGUGGCUUGAACAGCAAGAUGCUGCUGGAACAGAAGAUCUUCUGCAGAAGUUGAAAUAUGGCUCAAAACCUACUAAACAAUCUUUGCUGGAAGAUGAAAAUAACGAGGGAGAAAAUGAUGAUUUUGAAUGUUGUGAAGAUGCUGCAGAAGAUUCUCUUCCACUGGAUGUGGCUCGAAUGAACAUUAGAAAAGUAAAGGAAAUGCUUCCUCAAAUGUAUACAGAUAAAGAUGAUCACUACAUUUCUGAUGAUGACGAAACAGACAGAAAGCUAGCAAGAGAACGUGUAUUUGAUAAAGCUGAUGGAAAAUCCACAUUUCUGUCGCCUGCUGAGGAUGAGAGCACUAGAGAAGUUUUUGGCCUUAUCAAGAAGCUGAAUGUUGUACCUGAUGUAAAGAAGAGACGCAAAGCACAAUUGUUUUCGGACUCUCCACUAACCGGUGUAGGCAAGAACACAUCUUCAAAGUCAUCUUUCUUAGGCCGAAGUUCAAAUUUAUCUCUUUCUUCAUCUCAUAAGCAUGGAUCAUCAGCCAACAAUCGUUCUUUCAUUUUUGGUCGAGACGAUAGCAACAGCAGGAGUGCAAUUCCAACAAUGGAGGAAACUUCUGAUCAGGGCCAGAGUGAAAAUAAUAAAGCUACAAGGAUUUCUUCAGCUAAGUUUAGUUACUCUCAAGUGAGACCAAGUGCACAGAACACCGUUCCUGAAAUUAAAUCAGGGAGUUCAUUGUUUGAUAUAUUAAGGCAAUCUUCUUUGCAACUUCAACGCAAACCAUGCACUUUUGGGGAGGAGUCUAGCCAAAUGAGUUCUGCAUUUGCUUCAUUCAAAUUGGAGAAGACACACAUGAAGAAGCCAAUAAAGACUGAAGGGAGAUUCUAAUGUGAGAGCUCCACACAUUUGCCUUUGGAUCUAAAGUUCAAUCCCAUGUUUUUGUUUCUAUUAGUUCUGUUUGAAGUCCAUUCUGCUCAAUGUUUCGUUGGGUGGAGACUUUGGCCUUUUAUUUCGAGUUAAUUGAUCACAUGUCUACAAGUAGUAAUUAAGCCUUUUGUAAGGCCACACAGGAAACUAAUAAAGGGACAUGUAGCUCACAA
Benincasa hispida (wax gourd) is the source of this 2838-nucleotide messenger RNA. RefSeq names its product DNA ligase-like protein. The record is from RefSeq and is a predicted model, not a curated record. Lineage: Eukaryota; Viridiplantae; Streptophyta; Magnoliopsida; Cucurbitales; Cucurbitaceae.